AUGUCUAAAUCAGAAACCCAGAUUAUUUUCUAUAAAGAGGAAAAUUUCCAAGGCUGCCACUAUGUCUGUGAUGGUGACUGUGCAGAUUUCCAUAUGUUCCUAAAUCAUGGCAACUCCAUUAGAGUGGACGGAGGCAUCUGGGCUGUGACAUAUGAAAGGCCCAACUUUGCCAGGCACAUGUGCAUCUUACCUCAGGGCUAGUACUCAGCAUACCAGCAUUGGAUGGGCGACAAUGAGGGCCUCAACUCCUGCAGAGCUGUUCACCUGUCUAGUGGAGCCCAGUAUAAGCUUCAGAUCUUUGAGAGAGGAGAUCUCAAUGGCCAGAUGUAUGAAUCUAUUCAGGAUUGCCCUUCCAUCAUGGGGCAGCUUCACUUGCGAGAGAUCCACUCCUGUAAGAUGCUGGAAGGUGUCUGAAUUUUCUACGAGAUGCCUGAUUACCGUGGUAGGCAGUACCUCCUGGGCAAGAGGGAGUACCGAAAGUCCACUGACUGUUCAGUGUCUCCAGCUGUUCAGUCUUUCCACCUUUCCGCCAUAUUGCAGAGUAGUAAUAUGGAUGAGACCACACACUUCUUCCUGGGGGCCAAAUGCUGGCUGGUCUUGUUCUACAAAUAA
This is a messenger RNA of Chrysochloris asiatica (Cape golden mole), 612 nucleotides long. RefSeq names its product crystallin, gamma S (gene CRYGS). The record is from RefSeq and is a predicted model, not a curated record. Gene Ontology annotation, biological process: lens development in camera-type eye; visual perception. Lineage: Eukaryota; Metazoa; Chordata; Mammalia; Afrosoricida; Chrysochloridae. Gene Ontology annotation, molecular function: structural constituent of eye lens.